Messenger RNA from Meloidogyne enterolobii, 544 nucleotides. The record is from the annotation of a GenBank genome assembly. Lineage: Eukaryota; Metazoa; Nematoda; Chromadorea; Rhabditida; Meloidogynidae.
UUUUGAACAGCUAAAAUGGAUAUUCACAAUCAAAAAGCACAGCGUUUGCCUGUCUUUGUUCAACCGGGUGAAAUCAAUUUCAUAGUCGAUAAACCAGAUACCCAAAAAUCUUUGCUGACAAUUUUCAAUCCUUAUCCUUUUCCUAUUUACUUUCGAGUUCUUUGUAAUGCGCCUUCUAAUUAUGCUCUCGGCCUUACUAAAGGAACGAUUCGUGCCGGGUGUUAUAUUGAUAUUACAAUAAGGCACAGAAAUCCAACAGUUAUUGGAAGUGAUUGUUUGAGAAUAGAAAUUUGUUCUUUAAAUGAUUCUGCGGUCAGUAAAAAAUUUUAUUCUUGAGGAGAUUUAUUGGGGGAUAUAGAGAGAUUCCUUUACCGUUUUUUGCCCCCAAUGGCACUAAAAAAAUUUUUAUACGGAAGUUCAAAAUCCACCCAAUCCCUCUUCAAUUUUAGUAUCACUCGCUCAGCUCAGCGAGCCUUCUCGGACAAACUAUACGUUUUUAUCAUUUGAAAUGCCACCCGGGAGCAUUUAAGAGACCGCGACAAAA